AUGGCCAAGGUUUUGGAUAUUGAUAAAGGAUCUGAAGGAAGUAACAAUGAAUUUAGCAACAUCAUUAAAUCCAGAUCUGAUGAACACAAAGAUGUACAAAAGAAAACCUUCACCAAGUGGAUAAACACUCGUUUUUCGAAGUUUGGAAAACAGCCAAUAAAGGAUAUAUUCACAGAUCUUCGAGAUGGGAGGAAACUCUUAGAUCUUUUAGAAGGGCUAACAGGGAAGCCACUGCUAAAAGAACGUGGAACUACUAGAGUCCAUGCUUUGAAUAAUGUCAACAAAGUACUCCAGGUUUUACAUCAGAACAAUGUGGAUCUGGUGAACAUAGGAGGGACAGACAUUGUUGAUGGAAAUCACAAGCUGACACUUGGAUUGUUAUGGAGUAUAAUUUUGCACUGGCAGGUUAAAGAUGUAAUGAAAGAUAUAAUGUCAGAAUUACAGCAAACCAAUAGUGAAAAGAUCCUGUUGAGCUGGGUGCGGCAGUCCACAAAGUCAUAUAAUGAAGUUAAUGUUUUGAAUUUCACCACCAGCUGGACAAAUGGACUUGCCUUCAAUGCAUUGAUCCACAGGCAUAAACCUGAGCUCUUCCGCUGGGAUAAGGUCAUCAAAAUGGCUCCACACGAAAGAUUAGAACAUGCCUUCAACAUAGCUAAAAAUUGCUUGGGAAUAGAAAAAUUGCUGGAUCCUGAAGAUGUUGCUGUACAGCUUCCUGAUAAGAAAUCCAUGAUCAUGUAUUUGACAUCUUUAUUUGAGGUCCUUCCACAACAAGUUACUUUGGAAGAUAUUCGAGAAGUAGAGACUCUUCCAAGGAAAUAUAAAAAGGAAUGUGAAGAAAAUAUACAGUGUGCAACAUCUGAAGAUGAUUGUGCAGAUCUAAAAGCAGAAGCAUCCAGCACCUUGACUGGAGUGGAUAUGGAUUUGGACAGCUACCAGAUAGCUCUGGAGGAAGUUCUCACUUGGCUGCUCUCUGCAGAAGAUGCCCUCCAAGAGCAGGAAGUCAUAUCUGAUAAUGUUGAGGAAGUCAAGGAACAAUUUACUACACAUGAAGAAUUUAUGAUGGAGCUGACAGCGCAUCAGAGCAGCGUGGGUAGUGUGCUUCAGGCUGGUAAUCAACUGAUAGCCCAGGGCAAUAUUUCAGUAGAAGAAGAAAAUGAAAUCCAGGAACAAAUGAACUUGUUGAAUUCUAGAUGGGAGAGUCUCAGAGUGGACAGUAUGGACCGCCAAUCCUACCUCCAUGAUGCACUGAUGGAGCUACAGAAGAAUCAGUUGCAGCAACUGUCUGACUGGUUGACUCUUACAGAAGAACGCAUUCGAAAGAUGGAAUCUCUGCACUUAGUUGAAGAUUUGCAGACCUUUCAACAUCAGAUGGAUGAACAUAAAGAGCUCCAAAAAGAUAUUGAAGCAGAACAGGCUAAAGUCAAUUCGUUGACUCACAUGGUGGUCAUUGUUGAUGAAAAUAGUGGUGAAAGUGCUACAGCUCUGUUGGAGAAUCAAUUGCAAAGACUUGGUGAGCGUUGGACUGCAGUUUGCCGCUGGACUGAGGAACAAUGGCUCAAAUUGCAAGAGAUUAAUACCUUGUGGGAAGAAUUGUUGGAAGAACAGAGCAUGUUGAAAACCUGGUUGGUUGAAAAAGAGGAAGCUUUAAGCAAAAUACAAACAUGCAACUUCAAAGAUCAAACAGAGCUUGGUGCAAAUGUUCGAAAACUGGCAAGUCUGAAAGAAGACAUGGGAAAGAAGCACCAGAUGUUAGAGCAGCUGAAUGAGAUGACCCAGGAUUUGGCACAGCUCCUAAACAACAAGAAGGCAUUAAAAAAAAUUGACAGUAAUCUUGAAGAACUAGCACAGAGAUGGGACAACUUAGUUCAGAAACUUGAAGAUUACUCUAAUCAGGUUACUGAGGCGGUUGUAAAAGUUGGAAUGCCCCAGAUUUCUCAGAAUAUUCUCACUGAAACAAUCCUGGUCAAAAAACAAAAAACAGCGCAGGACGUCCAAAUGGAAGAGUCUCCUCCACCUCUACCAAGGAGGCGGCAAACUGGCCUAGAUACUGAAAUGAGAAAAAAGUUUGAUGUUGAAAUUGUGGAGUUGUUGAAUGGGAUUUUAAAAUCAAAAGCUGCCAUUGAGGCCAUGGAGAUCAAAGAGUACAAGAAGAUGAGAGAGACUUCAGGCAUGAAAGAAAAACUGAAGGCCAUGAAAAAAAAAAGAGUGGAAAAAGAGAAAAUGUUGAAUGAAUUGAAUCAGGCUGGAGAACAUCUGCUGGACCAAAUGGGAAAAGAAGGGCUUCCUACCGAAGAAACAGGCAAUGCCCUUAAAAAGCUCUUGGCAGAAUGGAAAGGGGCUACUUGCUAUUUGGAAGAAGUAGCAAGAAAAGUGCAAUAUCAGGAUGAAAUCAAUAUUUACUUUAGUGAGUUGGAUAAGCUUGAUAAGUCUGUGAGCGAAAAAGAAGCAUGGCUGCAAGACAAUUCUGCAGUAGCUGAGCAUCAACCAUUAGCAGUGUUGCAGGAGUUGUGCCAGAAGGAACUCAAAAACCUCUUAAGUCUAACUCCUCAAAUGGAACAUUUGAAGAUCAAAUGCAAGGAGCUGACAUCUCAUCCUGCUGCUCCAGACUUUAUUGAAGACAGCUUUUGCUCUUUGAACAGCCGCUUCAGUUCUGCCCAGCAGGAACUAGAACUUCUUCUGCAGAAGCUGAAGAGAGAACUUGAAAGUCAGCCCCCUAAGACUUAUUUGGAUUCUUUGAAAAAAAUUAAGGAUGAGUUGAACGAAUUGGAAAGCAAAGUGCACUCCAUCAUGAAUUCAGUGAAUGACUUGAGUCAGGUUGAAAAAGCCUUGCAGCAAACUAAGAUGGUUUGUGAAACCCUAGAAAAUCAAAAAGGCACAGUCGAUAAACUUGUUGCAGACACACAAGUAUUGGAAAAGCAUAUUUCUGCUGAAAAAUCAAAACUAUACAAGAAAGAAUUGAAAUGUUUGCAAGGAUAUAGGGAUAAAUUAAAACUAAAGAUUUCUGAAGAUGUUCACUUAUUGGAAGAAACUGUUUCCAGAUUGAGAAUAUUUGAGGCUGAUUCAAAAGUAGUUCAGAGGUGGCUGGAUUCUGUGAAAGAUUUCCUAAUGAAAGACCAAAUGAAGCAAACAGAAUCUGAAUGUCUUCAGAGACAGCUUGAUCAAUGCACGCUGUUUAUUAUUGAAAUGGAAAAGAUUGAGUUGUCUCUAAAAGAGAUGAAGGAAAUAGAUUCUUCUUUAAGAAGCCAGCCUGCUAAUGCUUGGGUGAAAUCCAAACUGACAGACAUCCAAUCCCAGUGGGACAAACUAAGCAAGCAGAUCAUUAGCCAUAAAAAUCAAUUAUCAGAAAAUCAAGAAAAAGCUGUCAAUCUCAAAAAGGAUGUGGCAGAAAUGCAAGAAUGGAUGGCUCAGGCUGAAGAGGAAUAUUUGGAGAAGGAUUUUGAAUAUAAGAAUCCAGAUGAGCUAGAGAAUGCAGUGGAAGAAAUGAAGAGAGCAAAGGAAGAUGUGCUGCAGAAAGAAGUGCGGGUGAAAAUUCUGAAAGACAGCAUCAAAAUGCUAGCUGCUAAACUGCCAUCUGGCGGUCAGGACUUAACAACAGAGCUCAACCUUGUAUUGGAGAAUUACCAGCUACUGUGCAACAGGAUCAGAGGGAAAUGCCACACUUUGGAAGAAGUAUGGUCUUGUUGGAUUGAACUGCUACACUAUCUGGACCUAGAAGCAGCCUGGUUGAAUACUUUAGAAGAGAAGAUGAAAACAACUGAACACUUGCCAGAGAAAAUAGAUGCUGUCAGUGAAGCCCUUGAGUCACUGGAAUCCAUUCUGCGUCAUCCAGCUGAUAAUCGGACUCAAAUUCGGGAGCUUGGUCAAACAUUGAUAGAUGGAGGUAUUCUUGAUGAAAUCAUCAGUGAAAAGUUGGAAGUUUUCAAUGCCCGUUAUGAGGAAUUAAGUCAUAUGGCAGUCAGUAAGCAGAUUUCUUUGGAGCAACAACUUCAAAUGAUGCGGGAAACUGAGCACAUGUUGCAAGUUCUUCAGGAAAGCUUGAAGGAUUUGGAUAGGCAGCUAACAUCCUAUUUGACCAAUAGAAUAGAUGCCUUCCAAAUGCCUCAAGAGGCACAGAAAAUCCAGGCUGAGAUUGCUGCCCUUGAGUCCACCUUGGAAGAGCUUAGAAAGAAUGUCUAUUCUUUAAUGCCACCUUCACCAGAAUGCCGAUCUUCCCGUGGUGGGACUCAUUUGGAUGUCUUGCAGAGAAAGCUCCGGGAGGUAUCCACGAAGUUCCAGCUCUUCCAGAAACCAGCAAAUUUUGAGCAGCGUAUGCUGGAUUGUAAACGAGUUCUGGAUAGUGUAAAAGUUGAACUCCAUAUCUUGGAUGUGAAGGAUAUUGAUCCGGAUAUCAUUCAGUUUCACUUUGAUAAGUGCAUGAAACUCUAUAAGACCCUGAGUGAAGUAAAGCUUGAAGUGGAGACAGUGAUCAAAACAGGAAGGCAGAUUGUACAGAAACAACAGACAGACAACCCCAAAAGCAUGGAUGAACAACUGACAGCACUGAAAUUCCUUUACAAUGAUUUGGGAGCGCAGGUGACAGAAGGCAAACAAGAUCUGGAACAGGCAUUGCAACUCUCGUGCAAAUUCAGUGAAGUCUCCCUCUCCUUAUCCAAAUGGUUAGAGGUGACAGAAGCUGAACUGGUGCACAAGUCCACUUCAGAACGUUUGCUUUCUGAUCUGGACACUGAAAUUGCUUGGGCUAAGAAUGUGCUGAGAGAAUUGGAGAGGAAGAAAGUCGAUCUGAACAGUGUAACAGAGAGCAGUGCUGCACUGCAGGCCUUAGUGGACGGAAGUGAAGCUCCUCUGGAGGAAAAACUCUGUGUCCUUAAUGCUGGAUGGAGCAGAGUCCGAACCUGGACCGAAGAUUGGUGCAAUACACUUCUGAAUCACCAAAGCCAACUGGAGAUUUUUGAUGAGAACGUUGCCCACAUAAGCACUUGGCUGUACCAAGCUGAAGCUCUGUUGGAUGAGAUUGAGAAAAAGCCUGCCAACAAGAAAGAGGAGACAGUAAAGCGUCUAACAUCAGAAUUGGAUGCUGUUAGUCUCAGAGUUGAUAAUGUGCGGGACCAAGCUGUUAUACUGAUGAACAGUCGUGGGGUAUCAUGUCAUGAGCUUGUAGAACCCAAAUUGACUGAACUGAAUAGGAACUUUGAAAAAGUAUCACAGCACAUCAGAAGUGCUAAGAUGCUGUUCAGUCAGGACGCUCAUAAAAAGUUUGCUAAGCAGGAGCUCUGUGGAAUUUCAGUGGCUUCUAAAGACCUUGAUAAAUUUGAAUGUGAGAUAAAGGAAAUGCUGACCAUAGUGGAAAAACACAUGGAGUCAAAAGAAGAUGAUGAAAAGCUGGAUGAAGAAAGAGCCCAAAUUGAGGAAGUUCUGCAAAAAGGCGAGCAUUUGUUACAGCAGUUCAUGGAAGAUAACCGGAGAGAAAAAAUUCGUUUGCAGCUCCUUCUCCUUCAGACCAAGCAAAGCAAUGCAAAGGAGCUUCGGUCAUUACAAAGGAGGCAGGUGUCAGAACUUCCACCUUCAUUUACUCUAUAUGAAAUGGAAGCAGAGAGUCAUUUGCAGUGGCUUAGUGAAACAGACACAAGUCUUUCUGGACUUCAAGAAGCAGAAGAGAGGGAGAAAACAAAGGGAACUCCACAGAGGAUUCAAGGGUCUCAGUCAUCAAUGACCAGGGAAUCUCCAUUCCCCGCAGAAUACCUGGUUGAAAUUAACAAGAUUUUGCUGGUUAUAGCUGAUGCUGAGCUCUUGCUAAAUGCUCCAGAACUUCAUUCAGCAAUUUAUGAAGACUUUUCUACUCAAGAAGAUUCAUUAAAGAGCAUAAAAGAUAUGUUGGAUAAAUUAGAAGAUCAGAUUGCAGUUAUUCAUGAAAAGCAACCUGAUGUUAUACUAGAAGCAUCUGGACCUGAAGCUGUUCAGAUAGAAGAUUCACUAACGCAGCUUAAUGCAGAAUGGGACCGAAUUAACAGAAUGUACAAUGACCGCAAAUGUUGUUUUGAUAAGUCUAUAGAGGAGUGGAGACAGUUCCAUUGUGAUCUAAAUGAUCUCUCACAGUGGCUAACAGAAGCAGAAGGGUUGCUGGCUGAAGCCCACGUUCCAGAUGGCAGCCUGGAUAUAGAAAAAGCCAGGAUACACCAGCAGGAACUUGAAGAGGGAAUCAGCAGCCAUAAGCUCAGUUUCUCAACACUGAAUAGAACAGGAGAGGAAAUAAUCCAGAAACUCCCCAAUACAGAUGGAAAGUUCCUGAAAGAAAAACUAGCUGGACUGUAUAAACGCUGGAAGAACAUCAAUGCUGAAAUCGUGGAAAGGCAACAGAGACUGAAAGGAAAAAAUCAGCAAUUAAUAGACUUCACAAGAAAACUGGAAGAAAUUAGUUGCUGGGUGGAAAAUGUAGAAAAUUCCCUGGAUGAGAAACCUGCAAUCAGUCAAGAAGAGAAUUUACAAGAAUUAAUGGCAAAAUUUGAAGCAUAUUACUGUCCUGAUUAUAUAGAGAGAUAA
This is a messenger RNA of Protobothrops mucrosquamatus (brown spotted pit viper), 6537 nucleotides long. RefSeq names its product utrophin. The record is from RefSeq and is a predicted model, not a curated record. Gene Ontology annotation, molecular function: protein binding. Gene Ontology annotation, cellular component: plasma membrane. Gene Ontology annotation, biological process: synaptic signaling. NCBI's taxonomy places the organism in Eukaryota, Metazoa, Chordata, Lepidosauria, Squamata, Viperidae. The transcript has 45 exons. The coding region runs from base 1 to 6537 and encodes 2178 amino acids.